AUGGGAACCCUAAGAGGUAUCAGUGAUCCAUGGGAGGUCUACGAGAGGGAAACCUCCAGCAGCAGCUCUUGUGAUGCAGGCCAGAAUGCCUGUGUUCAGGAGGAGCUCAGACUUAAACACCUGCUGUUGCUGAGGGAUGCAUUUACCCGUCGCACAACCUUGGACAGGGGGUCCCGGCAGAGUUGGAGAGGUGCACGGAAAAAGGGAGGAGGAGAAAGAGGGAUGAGUCUGGAGGAGUUCCAGACUGCUCUGAGUACUGUGAUUGGUCCAGACAGCCAGAGCGGAUGGCUGGAGAGGGUCUUCAAUGAGAUUGACGUGUCAUGUGAUGGCUAUGUGGAGUGGGAGGACCUGUGUAGCUACCUGCUGCAGCAGUGCAGAGAGAGAGACCACACCUCCAGGCCAAGAGACGCUCUACUAGACACUGAGCCACUCAUCAAACACUGCUCACACAACAAGCAGGAGCCCACUAUCUGUGUAGUGGCUGUUCCCCAUCCUCCCCCCCUCCGCUACGUCAGUGUCAGUAAGGGGGGGCUGCUGACUGUGUGGAACAACCGACUACAAGUCCUCAAGACUCUGGAGCUGGCUGGAGACCCUACAGAGCAAGGGGUUAACAGAAGGAGGUUCAGGGGCUGGACCACUGAUGCUGUCUACCUGCCCAAAGUCCACAAGGUCGCCAUAGCAACCAGCAGCAGGGACCUCCACUUUGUUGACGUGUCCACGGCCAGCUGCUUUGAGGACAUCCACUUGUUUGGGUUCCCCAAUGUUCCAACCUCUCUCUGCUACUGGCAUGACAUAAAGUCUCCAGGGGGGCGCUCUUUGCUGCUGUGGGGAGAUGAAAAGGGAGGGAUCCAUCUGUUGUGGUUCCUCCAACUCCACAAUGGACUGUUUGAGAGCCCCUUCACUGAGGACAAUGUCCCACAGAGGAUUUACAUGCAGGAUAUUGGUGACCACAGCCGCCUAGUCUCCUACCAACACAUCCCCACAGUCCACCAGGAACCAAUCAACAGGAUCAUUUUCGAGCCCCACACUGACCUCAUCAUGACAUCAUCAGGAAGCGACACCUCCUCAGUGGUCAUCAUGCACAUGUCACUCAGGAGAAAACCCUAUGUUUGGAGAAUCAAUAAGGGUGUGACGUGCUUUGAUUUCAGCAGGUCUCUCAACCUGUUGGUGACGGGUGGUCUGGACCCUGCGGUCAAACUGUGGAACUGCUACAUGACCGCUCGGCCAGUCGCGGUCCUGCAUGGUCACGGCACCACAGUACUGGACGUGGUCAUCUACCAACCACUGGGACAGGUCCUCAGCUACUCCAAAGAUGCUGAGCUGAGGGUGUGGGACAUCUCCUCCAAUCGCUGUCUGAGGACUGUCCACCUGCAGUUCCCCUGUCUGCAGCCAGGGCGUGCCCCAGAGCACGGCAACUUCCCUUUCCUGUUGGUGGCCCCGCCCUUCCUGUCGCAGACUCCGCCCCAUAUCCUGGUGUCCUGUCGAGACUACCUGGCCAGGCUGAGGCUGGAGGAAGGGGGGAGGGGGGAUGAGCAGGGAGGAGGGGGAAGAGGAGGGGGAAGACAAUGCCAUGGUGCCCCCCUCUCCUGUGCUCUCUACAACCCCACACUGAAACAGGUCAUCGCCGGAUGUGAUGACUCGUCUGUAUCAGUGUGGGACGUAGAAACAGGGAGGAUGCGUCUGAAGAUCACCAGUGCUCAUGGAGACGAGGAGAUUACCUGCAUGGCGCUAGACUCCUCCCACAGACGACUCAUCACUGGCGCACGCAACGGAACCAUCAAGGUGUGGAACCUACUGAAUGGCCUCAACCUACACAAGCUAGAGCCUGUCACCCUCUCAGAGGUCACAGGGGUCAUCUGUCUCCAUGACAACCAGUUGCUGGCCGUGGGGUGGAGCCAGCAGGUCGCUCAGUAUGACAUCAAACGGGCUAAGGAUGUGUUUGUGAGGGCAGACAUGUCGUGGAAGUCAGGUCAGCAACACAGAGCUGACAUCCUGGUGGUUGACCACUGCCCUGCCCUGGGGGUCAUUGCUACGGGCAGCCAUGAUGGAGAGGUCAUCGUCUGGACCUUGGACACACAGCGACCCCUGGUUCGCCUGCAGAGGGCCACUCACUCACUGACAACGCCCCCUGUGGACGCGUUGCUGUUCCUGCAGCGGAGGGGUGGGGACAAGCACUGGAGGAACACACCUAUCCUCCUCUCCUCACAGGCUGGAGGGAUCUACUGGUGGAGCAUCACUGGACACAUGCACACUCAUGGUCAGUUCUAUGCCCCUGGUGGAGAGAAGGAGUGUGUGUUGGGGCUGACUUCAGACCAGGAGAACAACAUCCUGGUCACUGGAGACACAGCAGGGUGUGUUCAGGUCUGGGACAUCUCUCAGUACGCGCUCUACAUCACACAGGAGCCCUCCUCAAGCCACCCUCCUCUCCUGCAUUCCUGGAGGGCCCAUGAGGGGGCGAUAGUGAGUGUUGAGGUGCUGUUGUACACAGAGAGACUCUUCUUCCUCUCUGGCUCUGUGGAUGGGACCAGCAGAGUGUGGACGGGGGAGGGAGGGAAUGUAGGUUCCUUUGGACAGGAACCACAGUGGAGCCUCACUGACCCAGACCCUCACCACACCUGCAGAGACCAGGUAAACAACCUGGCUGAGGAGGAGAAGGAAGAAAGGGGGGAGAAGAUUGAGAGUGAAAGUGACCAAUCACAGAGCAGCGAGGUCACAGGUCAAACAUCUGACCUUUUCAGCGUGGGUCAGGGUUCACCGGAGGAAUGGAUUUAUGAAGGGCCUGUGGAGGAAGCCCCAACACCAGAGAACCAGACAGGGCCUGUCUGCACAGAGGAGAGCUCUGCUCCAAGUCACACUCAACACAUCAGGGUGUCUCAGUGUCAUCAGCUGUAUGGGGGCAUCCAGAGGAAGAUGGCAGUUAGGAGAGAGAGGAGGCAGGUGUUUGGUGACAUCAACGUCAAUAAGCUCUUCCCCAUCGGUUGCUUGUGCACGCCCUUCCAGGCCCUGGCCUUGCAGGACUGUCAGCAGGUGUUGCUGCCGGAGGAUUUACCCAUGAGCCCUUGGAUGCAGCGUCAGACUCUGAGUAGUGUGAGUGAAGCGGGGCUUAGCUCCCUACAGCUGUCAAUCAACAGCUCAGAGCAAGAACAGGAAGCCACCUGACCAGCCUCUUCCUUCUCCUAUUCUCCUCCUCCUCCUCUUCCUCAUCUUCCUCCUCCUCCUUCCCUCCUCCUUUUCCUCCUUAUCCUUCACCUCCUUCUCCUCUUCCUCUCCCCCUUCUCCACUUCCUUCUCCUCUUCCUCUCCACUUCUCCUCCUCCUCCUCUUCUCCUAUCAGAUUAUAGUGUAAUAAUAUGUCAUAUGUAACAUGCAUGAUAUUAUAUAUACCUCACAUGCGACUCAUAAUAAUAAUAAAUAAUAAAACCAAAUAAUUAGCCCACUAAAUGAAUUAUCAGCAUAUCUCAAUUUCCUCUGACAAAAUAACACACUCCUGAACUCAGCUCAAACAGUAGACCGAUGUAGCAUCCACAGUUACAACCAAUAGGAGGCACUAACAGACCAAUUUCCAUAGACAUUAUAGGUGGUACUAGACCAAUAUAUGGAGACAUUAUACACUACCAGUCAAAAGUUUUAGAACACCUA
Molecule: messenger RNA, 3638 nt
Organism: Salvelinus fontinalis (brook trout)
Lineage: Eukaryota; Metazoa; Chordata; Actinopteri; Salmoniformes; Salmonidae
Product: WD repeat-containing protein on Y chromosome-like
Exons: 20
Coding region: 1-3159 (1052 amino acids)
Molecular function (GO): protein binding; calcium ion binding
Source: RefSeq, a predicted model, not a curated record